This is a messenger RNA of Galeopterus variegatus (Sunda flying lemur), 3191 nucleotides long. RefSeq names its product phospholipase A2, group VI (cytosolic, calcium-independent) (gene PLA2G6). The coding region runs from base 13 to 2526 and encodes 837 amino acids. The record is from RefSeq and is a predicted model, not a curated record. Gene Ontology annotation, molecular function: protein binding. Gene Ontology annotation, cellular component: mitochondrion. The transcript is spliced from 16 exons. Gene Ontology annotation, biological process: positive regulation of ceramide biosynthetic process; cardiolipin acyl-chain remodeling. Lineage: Eukaryota; Metazoa; Chordata; Mammalia; Dermoptera; Cynocephalidae.
GGUGAGGUGGGCAUGGGAGAACGAGCCCAGCUGACCAGAGACCCCGUUUUCUUCCAGACCGAGGGGGAAGGCGGUGGGGCCUCCCCACCCACCCCACAGAAGAUGCAGUUCUUCGGCCGCCUGGUCAAUACCCUCAGUAGUGUCACCACCUUGUUCUCUAACCCUUUCCGGGUGAAGGAGGUGGCUCUGGCCGACUACAGCUUGAGUGACCGGGCUCGGGAGGAAGGGCAGCUGAUUCUGUUCCAGAACACUCCCAGUCGCACCUGGGACUGCAUCCUGGUUAAUCCCGGGAACUCACAGAGUGGAUUCCGACUCUUCCAGCUGGAGUCAGAGGCCGACGCCCUGCUGAACUUCCGGCAGUAUUCUUCCCAGUUGCCGCCCUUCUACGAGAGCUCCCUCCAGAUCCUGCACACUGAGGCUCUGCAGCACCUGACCGACCUCAUACGCAACCACCCCAGUUGGUCGGUGGCCCACUUGGCAGUAGAGUUGGGGAUCCGUGAGUGCUUCCAUCACAGCCGUGUCAUCAGCUGCGCCAAUAGCACGGAGAAUGAGGAGGGCUGCACUCCCCUGCACCUGGCCUGCCGCAAGGGCGACGGGGAAAUCCUGCUGGAGCUGGUACAGUACUGCAACGCCCAGAUGGACGUCACUGACAACAAGGGAGAGACUGCCUUCCAUUAUGCUGUCCAGGGUGACAAUUCCCAGGUGCUGCAGCUCCUAGGAAAGAAUGCAUCGUCUGGCCUGAACCAGAUGAAUAACCAGGGGCUGACCCCCCUGCACCUGGCCUGCCAGAUGGGGAAGCAGGAGAUGGUCCGUGUGCUGCUGCUGUGCAAGGCUCGCUGCAACAUCAUGGGGCCCAGCGGCUACCCCAUUCACACGGCCAUGAAGUUCUCCCAGAAGGGAUGUGCUGAAAUGAUCAUCAGCAUGGACAGCAACCAGAUCCAUAGCAAAGACCCUCGCUACGGAGCCAGCCCCCUCCACUGGGCCAAGACUGCAGAGAUGGCCCGCAUGCUGCUGAAACGGGGCUGCGACGUGAACAGUACCAGCUCCACGGGGAACACAGCCCUGCAUGUGGCCGUGAUGCGCAGCCGCUUCGACUGUGUCAUGGUGUUGCUGACCUAUGGGGCCAACGCAGAUGCCCAUGGUGAACACGGCAACACCCCGCUGCACCUGGCCAUGUCGAAAGACAAUGUGGAGAUGAUCAAGGCUCUCAUCGUGUUUGGAGCAGAGGUGGACACCCCGAAUGACUUUGGGGAGACUCCUAUAUUCUUAGCCUCCAAGAUCAGCAAACUUGUCACCAGGAAGGCGCUCUUGACUCUGCUGAGAACCGUGGGGGCCGACUGCCGCUUCCCACACCUGCAGGGGGUCCCCGCGGAGCAGGGCUCCACGACAUCACAUCACCCCCUCUUCUCCCUGGAAAGAGUUCAGCCCCCGCCGAUCAGCUUAAACAACCUAGAACUGCAGGAUAUCAUGCACAUCUCCCGGGCCCGGAAGCCAGCAUUCAUCCUGAGCUCCAUGAGGGACGAGAAGCGGACCCACGACCACCUGCUCUGCCUGGACGGAGGGGGUGUGAAAGGCCUCGUCAUUAUCCAGCUCCUCAUCGCCAUUGAGAAGGCCUCAGGCAUGGCCACAAAGGACCUCUUUGACUGGGUGGCAGGGACCAGCACGGGGGGCAUCCUGGCCCUGGCCAUUCUGCACAGUAAGUCCAUGGCCUACAUGCGAGGUGUCUACUUUCGAAUGAAGGAUGAGGUGUUCCGGGGCUCAAGGCCCUAUGAGUCGGGGCCCCUGGAGGAUUUCUUGAAGCGGGAGUUUGGAGAGCACACCAAGAUGACGGACGUCAAGAAACCCAAGGUGAUGCUGACAGGGACACUGUCUGACCGGCAGCCAGCCGAACUCCACCUUUUCCGGAAUUAUGAUGCUCCAGAGUCUGUACGGGAGCCUCGUUUCAGCCAGAAUAUUAACCUAAAGCCUCCAACUCAGCCCUCAGACCAGCUGGUAUGGCGGGCAGCCCGAAGCAGUGGGGCAGCCCCCACCUACUUCCGUCCCAACGGGCGCUUCCUGGAUGGUGGGCUGCUGGCCAACAACCCCACACUGGACGCCAUGACCGAGAUCCAUGAGUACAACCAGGACAUGAUCCGCAAGGGUCAGGGCAACAAGGUGAAGAAACUCUCCAUCGUUGUCUCUCUGGGAACAGGGAGGUCCCCACAGGUCCCUGUGACCUGUGUGGAUGUCUUCCGUCCCAGCAACCCCUGGGAACUGGCCAAGACUGUAUUUGGGGCCAAGGAACUGGGCAAGAUGGUGGUGGACUGUUGCACAGAUCCGGAUGGGCGGGCCGUGGACCGGGCCCAGGCCUGGUGCGAGAUGGUCGGCAUCCAGUACUUCAGAUUGAACCCCCAGCUGGGGACAGACAUCAUGCUGGACGAGGUCAGCGACACAGUGCUGGUUAAUGCCCUUUGGGAGACCGAGGUCUACAUCUACGAGCAUCGGGACCAGUUCCAGAAGCUUACCCAGCUGCUGCUCUCUCCAUGAGGCCACCAGGGCCCCAGCCACCCCCACCCCACUGCACCCCCCCAGUCCCUGCUGGGGAGGCCAUGUGAGGCCCAACCACUGCACUACUGGGCAGAGCUGGGGUCUAGGCAGCUCUGCACUCGUAGCUGGACUGGGAGGCCUGAGUUUCCUGCCUGAGGCUGGUCCUGAAGGCCUGUAUCCCCCAACCCCCACCAUCUGACAUUUUUUGUCAUUCCGGGCUUAGAAAGCCUAGAGCCCCACUCGGCCCCUUUUCCUGACUGUGAAGGAUGACUGACUCGACGGGACCCCUUGCCCAUCAGCUCAAACACUAAGUGUGCCUGCACAUGCCCCCAGCCUGGCCCCAGCCUCCAGUGAGCAAGCCACCCUCCCAGGUUCCUUAGUGGGUACAACACCCUUUGUCCCCUACCCUCUUCCCUGGGGGCUGGGCUAAGGAAACAGGCACCCCCCCACCCCACAGCAGGGAAACCCAGGCUCCAGGAGCAGGAGGCCUCAUUCAACUUUGCCCCUACAUGCAUGCCUUGCCACCCCGCCCCUUGGGGCCACCCCACCCUCUCAAAGGUCACCCCUUUGAGUUGUUAUUCUUCCCGAUGAAGCAGACUAACAGUGGGGAUAGGCUGUUGGGGCUGCCCCAAAGCUGUGAAAUAAAUGGUUUGGAUUCAAGUUCA